Molecule: messenger RNA, 549 nt
Organism: Chilo suppressalis (striped riceborer)
Lineage: Eukaryota; Metazoa; Arthropoda; Insecta; Lepidoptera; Crambidae
Source: the annotation of a GenBank genome assembly
AUGCUUACUAAAGUAAUUGCUAUUAUUGCAUUCGUAGGCGUUUGCCAUGCGAUAGAGCACGCUUAUUCUUCACAAAGUAUAAUUCGUCAUAAUACACAUGCGCAGCAUCAACCGAUCAAAGAGGUCGUUCCUGUGGAGAAGCAUGUCAUCAUUCCCGUGGUGAAGAAAGUGGUGCCUGUAGGGCACUACGUACAGGAGAGCCACAUCCAGCAACAACAGCACCAUGAGCAGGAUUACCACCACCAGCCCGCCGUCUCCUCGUUCCACAUCGAGCGACACGACGUGCCCGCUCAUCCACCCGCGGACUGGCACAAAUACAACGACGGUCCCGCCAAGUAUGAGUUCGAGUACCAGGUGCACGACCCGCACACCGGCGACUACAAGCAGCAGCACGAGGCGCGCGACGGACACGUGGUGCAGGGCGCGUACAGCCUGCGCGAGCACGACGGCUCCGUGCGCACCGUCAAGUACUACGCUGACAAGAAGACCGGGUUCAAUGCUGAAGUUAAGCACACUACAAAACAUAUCGAAGAAGAGAAACAUCACUAA